ACCGUCCUCGCCACGAUGUGACAUGGAUAUCCUAGCCGUAGCCUGCGCCCUCGUCGCCACGGCCCUCUAUUGCAACACCCUGCAAGCGGGUUUCGUCUACGAUGAUCGAAGAGCCAUCCUGACGAAUCCGGACCUGCUGUCGAGCACCCCGUGGCACCGUCUGCUGGAGAACGACUUCUGGGGUACGCCCGUGAACGAUCGCGGCUCCCACGGCAGCUACAGGCCGCUCUGCGUCGCGACGUUCCGUCUGAAUCAUCUUCUGGGCGGUCUGGAGCCGUGGGGCUACCAUUUGGUCAACGUAGCGCUCCACGUGGCUUGCACCGUUCUCGUGGUCAGGGUCGCCAGAAAGGUCCUGCCAAGAAGAAACAACCUCGGGCACGCGAUCACCGGGUUCCUUUUUGCGGCCCACCCGAUUCACAGCGAGGCUGUGGCCGGCAUAGUCGGUCGCGCCGACCUUCUCGCCUGCCUGCUGACCUUGUCGGCCUUCCUGGCGUAUUGCACCCACUGCGACCAGGCCAGGUCGCCGUUGCCCCUAUUCCUGGCCCUCGCCUCCUCCACUUUGGCCACCCUCGCCAAAGAAACCGGAAUAUCCUCCCUGGCACUCUGUCUUCUCUGGGAACUCUGCCGCGGCGAGUCCAACCGAAAGGUGAAUUGCGGGUUGACCCGGGCCCGUAGCCUCGGCAUCCUCUCCGGGAGCCUGGCCCUGCUGGUUCUGGGCAGGCUGAAGAUCGCCGGAACGAGGCCAGAGUUCGCCAGCGCGGACAACCCGACCGCCAGACACCCCUCGCGCCUGACGCGUAGUCUGACGUUCCUCUACCUGCCCGCGGCCAGCGUCAGGAUGCUGCUCUGCCCCAGCACGUUGAGCUUCGACUGGUCGAUGGACGCUGUGCCGCGAAUAACGAGCAUCCUCGACUCCAGGAACCUCGAGUCGGCUUGCCUUUACGCGGCGUUGAUCGGCGCCUCGGUGUGGGCGGUCAGGACGCUUCGACGAUCCACCAAGGAGUCGUCGUUGGGCCUGGUGCAAACGUACCAUCCUCGAUACGCGUCCAGGUGUCCGGUCUGCGCCGGAAGACGCGCCGGUGGUUGUCACACGGACGGUUGUCGAGCAGCGAACAACAACAACGGCCCUUUUGGCGACUGUCAUUGCGCCAAGAGGACGGGCCUGGUGUUCUCGAUGACCUCGAGCAACGGGUUCGCGAGCAGACAAGCAGCCGCCACGGGCGUCGUCACGUCCCUCGGCUUCCUCGUGCUUCCUUUCCUGCCCGCCAGCAACCUCUUCUUCUACGUUGGCUUCGUCAUAGCCGAGAGGAUCCUCUACCUGCCCAGCGUUGGCGCCUGUCUGAUCGUCGGGGCAGCCAUAUCUGGAUGCUAUCGAGUGGCCAGGAGGAGCGGGUCCAGGAGGCGAGGCAGGUCGGUGUUGCUGGCCACCGCCGUCCUCGUCUGCCUCAUGUCCGCCAAGACUCUACUCAGAAACAAGGACUGGUUCGACGAGGAGAGCCUCUACAGGUCCGCCCUCAACGUUAACCCGCCCAAGGCUUAUGGUAAUUUGGGCGGCAUCCUGAGCGCCCAGGGACGGGUCGCGGAGGCGGAGGAGGCGUACGUCCAGGCGCUUCGUUAUCGACCGAACAUGGCGGAUAUGCACUACAAUCUGGGCGUUUUACAGCAAGGAAGGAAGAAUUACGAGGCAGCCAUUCUGAGUUAUCAGCGAGCUAUCUAUUUCCGACCUUCGCUGGCUCUGGCUUACGUGAAUCUGGGCGCGGCGCUGGCCGCGGUCGGACGAAGAACGGAGGCUGCUGCGGUUUUGCGGACCGGAGCAUCCUUGGACGGGUCCGGUCUCAAGGACAAAAGGGCUCACGAGGAGGCUAGAGUGCAGGCCCUCCUUCAAUUAGGCGUCCUCUACGCCGAUCAGGGUAGAUUACAAAGGGCCCUGUCCGCGUACAGGGAAGCCCUCCACGCCAUGCCGGAUCACUAUCCACCUCAGAGCGUUUACAAUCUGCUGGGGGAGACGCUGUCGAGGCUGCAACAGUACGCGGAGGCGGAGAGGUGGUUCCAGGCGAGUUUGGCCAGCCAGCCUGACCACGUGCCGGCCCACAUCACUUACGGGAAACUUUUGGCUCGAAACUCGAGCCGCGUGCUGGAGGCCGAGAGAUGGUUCCUGAGGGCCCGCAGGCUAGCGCCGGACGAUUCGAGGGUCCACCAUCAUUACGGACUGUUCCUGACGUCUCAGGGGCGGCUAUCGGAGGCUGCGGAGGAGCAGCUACGCGCGGCGGAACUUUCCAGAUCCGAUUACGAGCUGUCGAUGGCGGCGGCGUCGGCGCUGAGGCAGGCGGAUCGCCUGGAGGACGCUGAGGUCUGGUACAGACACGCCGCCAGCCUGAGGCCCCACGAGGCGCGAAGUCACACAAACUUGGGCGCGAUUCUUCACCUGAACGGGAAAUACAAGCAGGCGGCGGCCGCGUACAGCGAGGCGCUCAGGCUGCAACCGAACGACGCAAAGACCAUCAUGAACCUACAGAAACUGGCGUCGAUUCUGGCGUGACCACGCGACCACGGCACCGGCUUCGUCCCGGCCAACGCGAGUGACAGCAACCAGAGAGACGAGUGCGUGUAUUAUACGACCCCUGGAAAGACCCACUAUCGACUCGCCGUACUUCUUGUACCCACGUCUCCCCGAUCUUCCUCCCGAUAUUCGUUUAUAUCCGUCGACGAGCACGGCAACGUCACCGAACCGAGGCCCUCGGG
This is a messenger RNA of Colletes gigas, 2742 nucleotides long. It is a transcript of the gene Tmtc2, whose product is annotated as protein O-mannosyl-transferase TMTC2-like. The record is from RefSeq and is a predicted model, not a curated record. Gene Ontology annotation, molecular function: identical protein binding; mannosyltransferase activity. Gene Ontology annotation, biological process: protein O-linked glycosylation via mannose. Gene Ontology annotation, cellular component: endoplasmic reticulum membrane. NCBI's taxonomy places the organism in Eukaryota, Metazoa, Arthropoda, Insecta, Hymenoptera, Colletidae. The coding region runs from base 23 to 2539 and encodes 838 amino acids. The transcript is spliced from 10 exons.